AUGCCUGUGGGAAUGGCCAUAGAAGAGCAAGGAGAACGAAGCAGGCUUCAAGAAAGCACCUGUGACUAUACCUCAGUCAGCAUCUUAGGCUGCUGUCUGCCGUCUAUCAGGCAUUGUACCCAGGCUCCAGCACAGCAUGCUCGCAUGAAUGUACAGCUACAGUACCUAGUCAUGUCUCAUCGAGUGCCUGGACAUGCUGGCACGCAUGAGCAACCUGUUAUAGUGCCAAACGAUGAGCCAUCAUCACAGGGGUACCGGGAGUCUUGCAUCCAUUCAGCUUGCGCAGAAGACGCAGUUCACCAGCUGCCUAUACCAUGCUCGUUGAGCAUCAUGCCCCGCUCACGUCGCAGUUCAGGCAGCAGAGAGGCGCUUGACGGAACCACAUCCCGACUUUUCUUCUUCCGUACAAUGCGACCCGCUAGUAGUAGUGGUUUUUCACACGGCCCCACUCAGCUUGCCCCUGGAUGUUACCAAGAGCUUACGUCCUGCAAUGUAUGGCUCCGGCUCGUUUGGGAGGCGCAUCGUCAAACAACUCGUCAGUCUAAGAGACGCUCCCUGGUAGCGGCUUUGACGACGACAGAUGUCCUGCAAUGUAUGGUUCAGACUCGCUUGGAAGGCGCAUCGUCAAACAACUCGUCACGGGUCCUACUCCUUCGUGGUGAUGUUUUGUUCACUCUCGCGAUUCCUCGUCCAGUCAUUGCAUUUCCUUUGAUCAGAAUAGAACAGACUGACCUUGCCGUAAAGCUUGAGAAGCCUUUCCGUCUUGAGGACUGUAGAUCAAAGGAAAGUAUUGUUGGUAUAGGGGGUCGAAAAGGUAAGCCACGGAUGACCGGGGCCCGAAAAUGGGACCAACCCUCUUCAUGCUGCUCAGGGAUGAAAUCAGGCACAAUCAGAGAGGCUCAGGCUUGA
This is a messenger RNA of Lindgomyces ingoldianus, 909 nucleotides long. RefSeq lists its product as uncharacterized. Bases 1 to 909 code for a protein of 302 amino acids. The record is from RefSeq and is a predicted model, not a curated record. The transcript has 10 exons. Lineage: Eukaryota; Fungi; Ascomycota; Dothideomycetes; Pleosporales; Lindgomycetaceae.